GCUGCUCUUCGUCGGAUUAUUUUCGCGUACUAGCGUGACCUCAUCUCGGAGAACUGGAGAAAUGUCAAAAUAACUGGGUUGCGGCUGAAAAUUCAAAACAAAUCGGCGAAGAUGGCAGAUUUCGACUGGCCAUGGGAAUAUAAUUUCCCACCGUUUUUCACUCUCCAACCGAACAACGAAACCCGCACCCGCCAACUGACCGUCUGGAACAAUCUCACUCGCAACUACUACAAGCACCGCAACCAGAGCAGCCUCGACAUCAACGAGGACUCGCCGCUGUUCUGCAAUAAUGCCCUCAAACGACGUCUCCCCACCGAAGGACGGCUGGCCGUAAUGGAGCACUUGCAAGGCACCGGUCACGCUGCUCCGCUGGACAAACGACGAACCAAUUGGCAGGUCUACUGGCACACCCUCGACGAAUGGGCCAAGAUCAUCUACGACUGGUCGCAGAGAACGGGUCAGACCAACUCCGUGUGCACCAUCUACGAAAUAUCGAACGGCGACAACUCGGUGGGGGAGGAGUUCCACGAGCUAGACCAGGAUGUGGUCUUGAAGGCGCUGAAGUUGCUAGAGGAGCAGGGAAAGUGCGAACUGAUGCUGUUUGACGAUAGCCAGGGCGUAAAGUUCUUUUGAAGAUUUAAGGGGGUUGGUUUAUUGUGCUAUGAAUGUGUCGCGUUAUGUUGUUAAUAAAUUGAAUUUAUGCCAAGA
Molecule: messenger RNA, 708 nt
Organism: Hermetia illucens (black soldier fly)
Lineage: Eukaryota; Metazoa; Arthropoda; Insecta; Diptera; Stratiomyidae
Gene: Vps25
Product: vacuolar protein-sorting-associated protein 25
Exons: 2
Coding region: 112-633 (173 amino acids)
Biological process (GO): protein transport to vacuole involved in ubiquitin-dependent protein catabolic process via the multivesicular body sorting pathway
Cellular component (GO): ESCRT II complex
Molecular function (GO): protein homodimerization activity; structural molecule activity
Source: RefSeq, a predicted model, not a curated record